AUGCCGGAGAAUCUGCUCACACGCACGCAGUACGUGCGCGACACGUGGGCGCGCCGCUGCGACAAGACCGUCUACUUCAGCUCCAAAGAGAACGCCGAAUUUCCGACGAUAGGGUUGGACACGGGAGACGGGCACCACGCGUUUCAGGCGCAGAAGGCAAAAGCUGCGUGGAGUUACGUCGAGAAACACUUCAUCAAUGACUUUGACUUCUUCUACAAGAGGCAAUUUCUUUCGGACAAACAUCCAGAGAGACCAGAGUACUAUGGACAUAUAUUCAAGCAUCCAUCGCGAAACGUCACGUACAUGAGCGGCGGACCAGGGUUUAUCCUAACACGAAAGUCUGUGAAGCUUCUCAACCAAGCAAUAACAGAUCACCCAGAAUGCAUACCGGAUGGACGUGGGGAGGACUGGAAGGUGGGGAAAUGCUUGUCGACGGUGGGCGGCUAUGCUGUCGACACGAGGGAUGAACAGGGCAGAGACCGAUUCAUGGUGUUUGACCUGAAGCGCCACGUAACAGGUGCAUAUCCGACCUGGUACAGGAAAUUCAACGGCAGCCCAGUGAUAAAUGGGAAGAAAUGCUGUGCACGGUACCCUAUCAGCUUUCAUUAUGUGAGAGGAUUGGACAUAUUGACAUAUGAAUGGUUCUUCUACAGUCAACGCGUUACCAGCUUCACCGGGAAUCACAAAAAUGAUCGUGCAAAGUUUAGCUCAGCGAUGACGUCAUCAUCCCACACAAUUAAGGAUUGAUGAUGAUCACUGUAUACAGGAAGUGUUGAAGAUAUAAUUCACUUGCAAUUGUACAUUGCAGUGGAGAAUAAUUCAGAGAUCCAUAUACAGAGUCGUGGUACCCUUUAUAUAUGUGGUUGAAAUAGGCAAGCCUGUCAAUGUUACACGUCCUACGAGGAGCCGUCAUUAAAUUACUGAAAACCAAUCCAAACCAAAGACAUAAAUUACAACUACAUGUAAAUCAUAUGCCUUUUUUCUAUAGUAACUACAGAACGUUGCUCAAUCAACAUGACUAAAAUAAUCUAUAGCAAUAAAAAUUAAAUAUAAAUAUUCGAGAGGAAAUUCCUAUAAGCAAGUGCAGGCCAAUAUAGCCAAGUCUAUGAUAAUUUCUUGUUUUCAACUGACCUAGCAUUUCAGGGUGGAUACGCAAUUUCAUUCACUAUUCGCUAGACAAAUAUAGUGUAAUAAUAUAUGCGUACCGGGCAAUUAAGUUAACGAAGCAAUGCGAUCGGAGGAUUACGAUGGGUGAGUCAGCUUAUUACAAAACAAGAAAUCACAUAAGCACGGCAUUGUAUACAUUGACUACUAACACGACAAACGAGUGCAGUAUACUGGUGUUAGGUGCGAGUGUGUGUUUGCUACGUCUGCUUUAUAUUUACCGGCUCCACGAUCAGGUAUGACAGCCAAGUCCUCUUGUAAGCUUGAAUCUCGCGAUCCUGCACAAUUAAACAUCGUCAUGCACAUUCAUCGCAACCAACCAGCGAGUAUAAAUGUAAUUAAUGUAUAAUAAUCGUACAACUGUAAGUGGGAACGCAUGCAGCACAAGUUAUUCAUACACAUGCGCAUAAUCCCAAUCGACGAUAUACAUAAAACUAACACCUCGGAUGCAAAUGAUCUGAAUUAAUGAGGCAUAAAAUAUACGGUGAUAUGUCAUUGUUUGAACAGUACCCAUCAUUAACUGACAUUUAAACUGAAUAAAUACCCAGAUAUAAUGUCUCACGCUUCACAUGGCCUGGUGCAGUGCUUAGUUUAGUCAAAUAUUUUCAGUAUUUCAGUCCACUAUGAUACGUACGUCACACAUACAGCUGUAGUAUCACUCGUUAUUCUGGAUAGUGUGUUUGAAUAAGAGCGGAGUCUUUUUUGUUAUAAAUAUUUGUGUGAUAGAAUAAAAUUGUAUUAUCAAAAAUAUGCGUCACUUUUCAUAUAUAAGUAUUAUUGUAAUAAAAAUGUAGUUAAAAUAACAUUA
This is a messenger RNA of Priapulus caudatus, 1972 nucleotides long. Its product is annotated as glycoprotein-N-acetylgalactosamine 3-beta-galactosyltransferase 1-like. Lineage: Eukaryota; Metazoa; Priapulida; Priapulimorpha; Priapulimorphida; Priapulidae. The transcript is spliced from 4 exons. Gene Ontology annotation, molecular function: N-acetylgalactosaminide beta-1,3-galactosyltransferase activity. The record is from RefSeq and is a predicted model, not a curated record. The coding region runs from base 1 to 747 and encodes 248 amino acids.